Molecule: messenger RNA, 2002 nt
Organism: Fomitopsis serialis
Lineage: Eukaryota; Fungi; Basidiomycota; Agaricomycetes; Polyporales; Fomitopsidaceae
Product: aspartic peptidase domain-containing protein
Exons: 10
Coding region: 174-1895 (573 amino acids)
Biological process (GO): proteolysis
Molecular function (GO): aspartic-type endopeptidase activity
Source: RefSeq, a predicted model, not a curated record
UCCCACGGCUGUAGGUCGUCUAUCCACCGCCUGCGCGCCCUCUUCCCCUCGUGCGGUGCUCGGCCCAGCCAGCCAGUGCUCGACGUCCCCUCCUUUGUCCCCCUCCCCGCCGGGCCCCCUUCGCUUCCAGUCAUUCAUUUCGCCCGCUUGCUUGCUUGCUCGCCUCGGCCAUCAUGCGAUUCUAUGCUCUGCCUCUCUGGCUCGUGCUCUCGGUUCCUCUCUCUUAUGCUGCUACCGUCCCGUUUACGAGACACCGAUAUCCUGACGCGAGUGCACAACUGAGACGAAGGAGUGGGAGGGCAUCCUAUUCGCGUCCGGUCGUGGACGCUGCGACGGACUCUGACGGCAGUAAUGAGUCGAGUCUGAGUACCGUUCGUGACUUGUUAUACAUCGCAAAUGCUACCAUUGCCGGCACAGUAUACCCCCUUCAAAUUGAUACCGGCUCAUCAGACCUCUGGGUAAAAGGCGCUUCAUUCCCUCUAUCAAACACGACUCUCACAUCGCAAGCAUAUAACGUGACGUAUGGGAUUGGCUGGGCAUAUGGCAACGUUUCGUACGCUACAGUAGAGUUUGCUGGUGUCGAAGUGCAAAAUCAAGCCUUCAUGGACAUCAAGGUUGCUAAUAAUCCCGCCCUCUCCUACGGCGCCGACGGUAUCCUCGGUCUCGGCUUUGACUCGCUCUCCACCGUCGACGCCCUCGUCAACAUGACCGAUGCCAGCACGGGCCGGACGUUCCUCUACAACGCGUUCGCGAAAGACAAGUCCGAGCCGAACUUCAUCUCCUUCACGCUCGAGGACACGGAGGACUCCUACGACAGCGUGCAAGGCUACUUCUCGAUCGGCGAGUACAACCCGUCAUACACCGCUGUCGCAAACAGCAGCAAGAUCUCGACGUGGCCCGAGACCGCUCCGACCCGGUGGAGCAUCCUGCUGGACUACCUACUGCUGAAGGAUAGCGCCCUUAUGCCGACGAGCGUCAUUUCUGGCGUACCGUCUGGCAAGGCGGUGAUUGUUCUGGACAGCGGGACGUCGUAUUCAUACGUUCCAACUGACAUAGCCCAAGCGAUUUAUGGACAAGUCUCGGAUGCUUCAUUUGACGAAGAUUUGGGCCAAUGGAUCGUUCCAUGCGAUGCCGAAGUCGAUAUUGCUCUUCAAUUCGGCAAUCAUGUCUACCCUAUCAGUCCCUUGGAUAUCACGCCCAAGGACUCCUCCAACUCAUCGCGCUGCGCCGGUACCAUCAUGCCCGCCGACGGUAUUGGUGGGACAGAAUUUGACUGGCUCAUUGGGGACAACAUCUUGCGUUCCGUUUACGCCGUCUACGAUUUUGGUGAUUACGAUUCAGCCGGCAAACUGGGCAACCCAUAUAUCCAGCUCCUCUCCCUCGUUGACGCCGACCAAGCCUCAAUCGACUUCCACAAGACGCGCGGUGGCUCUGCGCAAAACAUCACUUACAACUCCGCCAACGUCACCGGGGCCACUUCCGGGGGCAGCACGAGCGUAGACCUCUCCGACAAGCUCGUCAACACGCUGAACACGGUCGGCAACUUCCUCCCCGCCAUUCUGGCACUCAUGGCCCUGAACACGCUCCUACUACUCGGUCUCAUCGGUGGAGCAAUUUGGUGGAUCCUGCGGAAACGCGGCCGCUCCCGCGCGCGUCGGAACCCGGGUCGCGCGGAACCGAUGCCCAUGAACACCAUGUCGACGGUGGGCCUGAUGAACAGUCGAGAAUCGCACUCAUACCAGCCUGUGUCGAUGGCCCUCACGGACGACAUGCCAUUCACGCCGCCGACACCGGCUUUCACACAACCAGGCUUCGAGGGCGGGGGAAGCCGCUUACGCGUGUCCACGGCGAGUUCGAGCGCGAGCCCCAUUGAGCGACCGAAGUCGGUUGCAUAGGUUGCGGGCUCGCUGGGGGUUGCUAUGUUUCUGUAUUUCUACCCUGCGGGGUACACGGACUGCUUUGUGGGUAUUCCCUGCAUGAUACGCAUCUAGGACGGUUGGUA